AACCAUGAUAUGGACAGGUUUCACUUGCAUAUUUUUGCUGUCGCCUAUGUUUAGUAUCAUAAAACAUACUAAAGGGUAUGAAAAUAUUGCGCUUGGGAAAAACACGUGGCAAUCCACUUCAUUCGGAAAUCAUACAUCUGACAAGGCAGUAGAUGGAUUAAAGACUAACCUCUCUGGUCCUGGAAACCAAUGUAGUAUAUCAAAUAAUAGACAAACAAAAGCUGAGUGGGGGGUAAAUCUGGAUAAUAUACUCAGUAUUCGAUCUGUUGUGAUAUACUACAGAACAGAAAAUAGCAUUUGGGACUCCAGUAACCAAUACCCCGGUAGAUUUUUGGGAUUCUCCCUCUACAUUUCCAAUUCAACUCAACGGAACGAUGGCCAUUUGUGUUUUAAUGACACAAACUAUACAGUAAAAACGAUUCCACCCGUUGUGACCAUAAUCUGCCCUGUAAACGGACAGUACGUUAUAUAUUAUAAUGAAAGACUAGACGGAAUAUCAUACCCAGUUGACUAUUCCGAAUAUGCUUUCAAUGAAUUAUGUGAAGUCGAAGUUUACGGCUGUCCCUUGCCAGGCUUCUAUGGAAAAAAUUGUGACCAACCCUGUCCUAGCAACUGUCGAUUUUGUCAUAUAGACACAGGAAUAUGUCAAUCAUGUAAACCAGGUUUUCAGGGAUAUCAAUGUGAACUUCCCUGUGGUGUCCGAAACUAUGGUCAAUUCUGUUCAAAGCAUUGUGGGAACUGUACUUACGGGGAAAGGUGUCAUCCAGUGACUGGAAUCUGUACAAACGGAUGUGACGUAGGAGUUUAUGGCAGCACAUGCAAAACAGCCUGUCCUGUGGGAUAUCAUGGAAGGAAUUGUACUGAGGUUUGUGGCCACUGCGAUUUAUGUGACAGAUUUACUGGGAAAUGCACUACUCAUUGCUAUGCUGGUUGGAAAGGAGUCACCUGUAAUGAAGAAUGUGACAACGGCCAAUAUGGUAAAGAUUGUGAGGAGAAAUGUAAAAAUUGCAGAAAUGAAACACAGUGUAAUCAUAUAAAUGGAUCCUGCUCACAUGGUUGUAAACCUGGUUACAUGGGAGACAGUUGUUCACAAGUUUUUAUACUUUUAAAAAGCAAGAAAAUAAAAAGAGUACAAAUACAGAAGACUUAUGAGGAAAAUGACGAUUCUAGCAAAACCAAUGAUAUACAUGUAUAUGAAAGCACCGGGAACGGUACCAACAAUCGAUAUGAAGAUGUUGAAGAUCUGAGUCAACCAUCUAACUAUGAGGACAUGUUAAGUCCUUUGUAA
Molecule: messenger RNA, 1288 nt
Organism: Saccostrea cuccullata (small rock oyster)
Lineage: Eukaryota; Metazoa; Mollusca; Bivalvia; Ostreida; Ostreidae
Product: proprotein convertase subtilisin/kexin type 5-like
Exons: 8
Coding region: 5-1288 (427 amino acids)
Molecular function (GO): scavenger receptor activity
Source: RefSeq, a predicted model, not a curated record